Messenger RNA from Bacillus rossius redtenbacheri, 3832 nucleotides. RefSeq names its product Fanconi anemia group J protein homolog. Gene Ontology annotation, molecular function: hydrolase activity, acting on acid anhydrides, in phosphorus-containing anhydrides; ATP binding; DNA helicase activity. The transcript has a single exon. Bases 137 to 2677 code for a protein of 846 amino acids. Lineage: Eukaryota; Metazoa; Arthropoda; Insecta; Phasmatodea; Bacillidae. Gene Ontology annotation, biological process: nucleotide-excision repair; double-strand break repair involved in meiotic recombination. The record is from RefSeq and is a predicted model, not a curated record. Gene Ontology annotation, cellular component: nucleus.
GCAGAGAUAUGUCAGGCAGCGUGCUGUGUUUUUGAGUGUGGUAAGUAUUCUGUCUCUGAUUUAGUUUUAAUCUUUGUGAGAUGGAAAAGGCGGGAUUGUAAGUAAUGUCAAAGUUAAACCUAAUUUUAAUUUUAGGAUGACGUCGUUGCAUGAUCAAAACGAAGGAAUCGAACAACAAAACGAGAAAUAUGGUUGUUCCAGUGGUGUAGUACCAGUUGUUGCACCAAGUUCUGUCAAAUAUGUGAUUGGCGGAGUGACUGUACAUUUUCCUGUUAGAGCAUAUCCAUCGCAGGUUGCAAUAAUGGAUAAAGUUAUACGCGGAAUAACGCACGCACGCAAUUGCUUAUUGGAGAGCCCGACAGGUACAGGAAAGACGUUGGCCUUGCUCUGUUCCUCCCUUGCGUGGCAACGAAAAGAAGAAGAACGCGUCGCUGAAUUAAAAAUACAAGUUGAGACUUCUUCUGACAUGGAAUGUAUGCAGGUAAAUUGUGUUCCUAAUCCCGAUCGUUAUACUUUCAUGGAAGAUGAUUACGACUUCCGCGAACGUGACUGCGAUGAUUUUGAUGAUGAUUUUGAAUGCCCACCACACAAAACUCGUACCAUACACACGGGGCGUAAGAAGCCGGGGCUGAAUAGUCGAAAUGAUCCGGCUAUUAAAAAUGGUGGCGAGGGUUCGAAGCAGACUGCUGACAAGGAAUCCAUCUGCUUUUCAAAUGUUGUGAUACCUAGGGUCCCGCGAAUAUACUAUGCGACAAGAACACACAAACAAAUUGAGCAAGUAGUCAGAGAGUUGAAGAAGACAGAGUACAAGAAUGCUAAAAUGACUAUACUUUCAAGUAGAGAACACAGUUGCAUACGUGACAAUGUGAAAGGUUACCACAGUAAAACUGAACUGUGUCGUGAACUUCUGGACCCAAUAAAUGGGCCUGGAUGUUAUUUCCACACAAAUGUUAAGAACUUAGCAUGUCACGCCUCCCUUGAAUCUGUUGGUUUCGAAACUCCAUGGGACAUAGAAGAUUUGGUGAAGCUGGGGCGCAGCAAAAAGACUUGUCCGUACUUUGUUGCACGUUCCUUGAUGAGCUCUGCAAAGCUUAUUUUUUGUCCUUACAAUUACUUGAUUGAUCCCCUUAUUCGGGAAAGUAUGCAGCUUGAUGUUCGUGGUGAAGUUAUCAUUCUUGACGAAGCUCACAACAUAGAGGAUUCUUCCCGUGAUGCUGCUAGCUUUUCCGUAGUGCAAGAUGACUUGCAGUUGGCCAUCAAUGACAUCAAGUCAGUCAUGCUUGCUGGGACCUUGCCAACUGUUCAUCAGCACAUGGGAGAGUUUCUUGAACAACUUUCAGAGUUCAUUAACUCUCAAAAAGAUUCAGUUGUUUUUUCUGACUACGACGAAGGACACUGCGCACUGACCGGAACUAUGGCAAUCGGGCACUUAAGUUUGUUAAAUGUAGGUCCUAAAGAAUAUCCCGCUUUUAAAAAUGCAGUUGGCGCAUGUGUUGCCGAAUUGAAAAAUCCAGAAAUCGACAAAAGCGGGAAACCUGUUAAUCAUCAUGUUAUCAGUGCCGCCACACGUUGUAUUUUAGAGGGCCUUGUUUUGAUAUUUGAUUUUUUAUAUGACGACUCUUUAAGGUAUUGUGAUGAUUACAGAGUGGUAAUUAUGAAAUCUAUGAGUAGAAACUCUAGCGGCUUCCAGAACAAGAAGAAGAUGCACAGCUCCGAGUGGAAGUACACUCUUCACUUCUGGUGCCAGAACCCGGCGGUGGUGUUUCACGAGCUGCAGGCGUCCGCACGCAGCAUCAUCCUGACCUCGGGCACGCUGGCCCCGGUGGACUCGUUCCAGUCGGAGCUCGGGACCACGUUCCACAUCCAGCUGCAGACCACGCACGUCAUCCCCACGUCCCAGCUGUGGGUGGGCAGCGUGCCGUGCGGCCCGCGGGGCAACGACCUGUGCGCCACGUACGGCAACACGCAGACCCACGGCUUCCAAGAUGAGCUGGGGUCCCUGGUCUUGUCCGUGUGCAGGAAGGUCCCCUUCGGAGUGGUGUGCUUCCUGCCGUCGUACAGGCUGCUGGACAAGCUGGCGGAGAGGUGGCAGGCCACGGGCCUGUGGUGCGACCUGGAGAGCGUCAAGACCGUGCUCACGGAGCCGAGACGGUCCGACGAGUUGGACGCGGUGAUGAGAGACUUCCAUCAGAGCAUCAGGGACCACGAGGCCGCAGGUCGAGACGGGGACGGCUUGCAGACGGGGUCGCUCUUGUUCGCGGUUUUCCGGGGCAAGGUCAGCGAGGGCUUCGACUUUGCCGACAACUACGCGAGGGCAAUCGUGGCCGUCGGCAUCCCCUUCCUCAAUUCUAAAAACAUCCAAGUGAACCUGAAGAAGGCCCACAACAGCCAGAACUGGUCGAAGAGAGGCCUUCUGGACGGCAACAAGUGGUACCAGAUACAAGCCUACAGGGCCCUGAACCAGGCGCUGGGGCGGUGCAUCCGGCACAGGAACGACUGGGGGGCCAUCCUGCUCGUGGACUCCCGCUUCAGGGGGAAUCUUUCUCACGUCGGUCAGCUGUCAAAGUGGUUGAAGAACUACAUGCAACAGUAUCCAGACUGGUUAUCAAUGUACCAGAGUUUGAGUGAUUUCAUGAUCCACCGUUCAGCUGCUAAGCUUGAAAAUGUUGUAAUAUAAUAUGUAAAAACUUAUCAUGGAUAACAAAUGUGUGUGGAUUUUGUACAUGACAGUCAUAUAUUAGUGGUGCUGUAUUGUAUAGGUCCUAUAACAUGAACUACUGAAGCUAUCAUUGUAGAACUUUUUCAUAAAUAAUGUAUGUAUGAUAACAGUGUUGAAAAUGUGAAUGUUAUUUUGAAUAUUUAUAGAUAAAUGGUAUAUUGAUUUAGCUAUUUCGUGAUUUUAUAUAAUUUGCAAGAAAGUUACAAUUUAUUGAGGAAAGUAGGGUAAAUUAUUUAUUUUUAUUUCAAAUUCUAAAUUGAACGCUUGCCGAAGUUUCCGAAUACAGAGCAAGACAAAAAAUAAUGAUUCUAACAUUUCUACAGCAAGAUUACAUUUUGUGAACUGCAAAUUACAAAGUUUCGAAAUGCCCUCUGUUUUGUAAAUGUUUUUAUAUUAUGAUUAUAUUUGUAUUAUCAUUGUGUUUGUCAAGCAUUUGCUUUUUGAUAAGGUUUUUCAGAGUGGGGAAAGAAUGGAAAGUAUUUUGGUAAUUAGGUUCCCUUUGAUUCAUCUAUAAGUGUGAUGUAAAAAUGGGUCCCAUUCUUAAGGCCUAUUAUAUUGUAUGUGGCUUUUUUUUCCUUAAGGUAUUUGUAAUGUAGUUCAAUUUUCUAAAUCUUCGAACUCACAAAUUCUUGAUAUUCAUAACUCUUUUCAAGAUCAAUUUUAUAAGCAUGUAGGAUAAAUUACUGUAAAUCCUUUAGAAAAUAACAAAGCCACUGUUAUAAUCUCGAAACACUUUGUGUAAGUAUUUCUGAGUCUGGAAAAUUAGGUAUGAAUUUGAUUUGCGUGACCCAUGGCUUUAAAGUGAGAAUGAAAAUUCCGUAUUUGUAUCAAUUACUUUAAGCACAAGAGAGAGACCUUAGAUGCAACCCAGCGCCGAAAUCCGAGACAGUAUUAGGCCUGUGUAAAGCUUCGACUAAGUGAAUCAAUUUAAGUUCUUUUUAAUGUUAAAUUUGACUUCUCCAGGAAGUUUUCUAUUUGUUUUAUUUGAAGUUUCUCACUUGUUGCAAAGCUUUAAAACAUUGAAAGCCUAAGAAUCACUCAUGAAAAUAUUUAGUUAUUUUUUGGGUUGUAUAUGUUUUGCUUGAAUAAAUUUAGUUAUUAAAAAAAUCAAAA